CACUGCAGGUGAACAGAAUAACCAGAAAGACUACUGAUGUGAAGUGUUACCCUGAGUAUCAGUUUCCAGAAUUGUCUACUACCUGAAGGGAUAAUGAACAAAAAACCAAGAAAACAGAAGAGAAAGGAUGCUGAAACACUGGAAUGGGCAGAUACUGAAACAGAAGGCAUUAUGUAUUUUGAUGUGGAUUGGAGCUAUUUUUCAUGUGUUUGAAGUAUGCAUGGUAAAAUCUCGAUCAAGAGAGUAAUUAGGCCUGUACCAUUGAUUCUUUUUCUAAAUGCAGUCUAAAACAGUGAUGGUUAUCUUCAUGGAAUAAAAACUGAAAUAAAAAAGUCUGAGAACAGAACUUUGCUGAAGUUAACGGGCUGCUUUUUAGCUGUGAUCCAGAGUAGACAGUAUAUUUAUUUGAGUAGAAAUCCUAAGAAAAGCACAAACACUGCUUUAGAAGUCACAUUUGAAAUGAUUGCCUUAGGAGAUCAUCAGUAGAAGAAUGGUUGCUUUUGAUAAAGCGCUGUGUGGUGCUGCGUUUUUUGAAGUUCCCCCCAAACCAGAAUAAGACAUCAGAAGAAAUACUACACCAUCUGCAAAACAUCGUAGAUUUUGGAAAACAUGUCAUGAAGCAGUUCUUCGGGGAGAAUUACGUUCAUCAUGGGGAAAUUGUUCAACUGCCUUUAGACUUCAUCAGACAGCUGUGUUUAAAGAUUCAGCCAGAGAGGCCAGAGUCUCGCUGCGAUAAAGACAUGGACGCUCUUAGCGGUUAUGCAAUGUGCCUUCCUAAUCUUACCAGGCUGCAGACCUAUCGUUUUGCGGAACAUCGGCCAAUCCUCUGCAUAGAGAUUAAGCCAAAGUGUGGCUUCAUUCCUUUCUCCAGCCAUGUUUCACAGGAGAUAAAGCACAAGGUGUGUCGUUAUUGUAUGCAUCAGCAUUUAAAGGUAGCAAAUGGAAAAUGGAAGCGACCAAGUAAAUAUUGUCCAUUAGAUCUCUUCUCAGGAAAUAAACAGAGAAUGCACUUUGCUUUGAAGAGCUUAUUACAGGAGGCACAGAACAACUUGAAAAUAUUUAAGAAUGGUGAACUAAUUUAUGGCUGUAAAGAUGAUCAGGACUCUGUUUCUGACUGGAACGAGCUUGCUCGUCACUUAAAACCUUUCUUUUUUCCUUCAAAUGGGUUGGUCAGUGGACCACACUGUACAAGGACAAUUGUUAAAGAAUUAAUCCAUGUUAUAACUAUGGCACUACUAAGUAGUACUGAUGCCUGCAGGGCAGGUGAUAUGAGGACAGUUCCCAUUUCACAAGGAAGAAGCUACUGUGAAGCAAGUGCUUUUAAUAAGGAGCUAGUAAGAAAUGGGAAGCAUAAAUUGGAAAGCUCUGGCUUACCGAGGGGUUGUCUCCUUUAUAAAACCCUUCAGGCUCAGAUGCUUGACAUGCUGGAUAUUGAAGGACUCUAUCCUUUGUACAAUAGAGUUGAACAGUACUUAGAGGAAUUUCCUGAAGAGAGAAGUACACUGCAGAUAGAUGGGCCUUAUAAUGAAGCAUUUUAUGAGAAGCUGCUAGAUCUUUCAACUGAAGACGAUGGAACAGUAGCAUUUGCGUUAACAAAGGUGCAGCAGUACAGAAUAGCAAUGACUGCGAAAGACUGCUCCAUCAUGAUUGCCCUUUCACCUUGUCUACAAGACGAAUGCUCUGAGCAAAGACCUGUGGUACUAGCAUCCAAAUCAAGAUUCACCUUUUCUGUUUCUGUCCUGGACCUCGAUCUUAAACCAUAUGAAAGCAUUCUUCACCAGUACAAACUCGACGGCAAGAUAGUAAACUAUUAUUUGAAGAAUGUACAGGCCAAAGAUGACCCAGUUAUGUCCAGUCUCUUCAAGGAGACUGAAGACUGCACAUUAGUUCUCCAUAAAGUGUAACUGUUUUUCCUUAAGGUUAUUUUUAUUCGAACACAUUAGAAAGUGAAAGGUUAAUGAAAUAAUUAUGGUGAUUUUUUUUUCUAUUGUGUUCAGUGCAUUUUUCAGCUGUGAAUGUUUUUGCUUUAAGAAAUGAUUUCUAAUUGGUAUGCCUUUUCAGAGACAUGGAAUAGCACUAAAACAUGCGUUUGCUAUGUAACCUUAAUGAAUGUAUUUAAUAUGGCAGAACAGAAACGUGCCAUACCUUGGAACUAAAGGCCAGAUCAACUUAAUUCUAAAAGUCCACUUCCUUAGAAUUGAAAUAACACAGAAUUAGAGGUUUCCUGAAGUAUUGCACUAAUAUAGAAAGCAUAAUUACUAAUAAGAGACUUGCCUUGGAGCUUGUGCUUUUUGAAGAGGGAAUGCUUUGACAAAAACCUAAUAAUAUAAAAUUUCAGCAUUAAGUAAGUCCACUGAAGAUACAGCUCAAGUGGCUAUUAAAGUGUUACAAAACUAUGGAACUACCAUGUUAUUGCAGAACACUUUAAGUACUAGUGCAUGAGAGUACUCCAGACUGCCUCCAGAAGUUUUGUGAGCACUUUGCAUUGCCUAAAGCUUCUGAAACUAAGUGAAAAGGGUUAAAAGUGAGCAUCUUUGACUUUUCUAUGAUAGCUGAGCUUAACUAGUCUGACACCUUGGUCUUUUAUUUUCUAUACAUGAUGUGCUGCUAUUGGAGGUGAAACCACAGCUUGCUCUUUCCUAAUUUAAAUUGAGCCCUAGGAAUUAUGUAUUCUGAGUUUUCUAGAUUACUUUGGGUCUUUCAGACUGUGUCGAAUGCUGGUAUUACUUCGCUGACAACCCAUACCUUAUGUAGCAUGACCAACUGCUUUCAGGCUCAUUCUGUUAAGUAAGUGAUACACAGAGGAAAGGUGACAGUAUCUGGUUUUAAAGCUUUUCUGAGGUUGCAGGGAGUCACUUUCUGAUGGUGAGUAGUGGAGCUGAGUUUGUAUCACUACUUCAGCGAUUUAAGGAUGGCUUUAAUUUGUAUAGUAAAGAUGCCUGUGUGCCGGUAAAAUUUUGAGAUGUUGCAGUUAGCCAUCUUCAAGGUAGAUGCUGAGUUAGGAGACUGAGGAUGUAUUCAAAACUGUGGGUAGUGUGAUUAAAAUCUACAGCAACUCUUCCUGUGUGCUUGGGGUUUACACACCCUGAAAUGUGCAAAGAGAUGCUAUUCAAGCUACAGUGAACUACUGUUAUCUGUAUACAAUGUGUGUGUACUGGUAAUGUUUUUCAAACUAAUGUAGGUUAUCAUUUAAAAAAAUUAUAUCAAGAUCAAGGGAUGUGGGCUGCUCUUCAGUUAAGUGUGAUACUACAACAGUGUAAUAAGCUGGUAGCUGACAGUGGUAAAAACUCUUUCCUUCUAAAGAAAACCUGGGGGAGAAGAUCCCCUUUUAAAAACAACUCUUCCAACCGUUUGUUAGACAAAACGAGAAAGGAUUAUCCACAGCUGAAAAAUUAAGUUUUCGGUUUUUUAUGCUGUAACUUUACACACAUUUCAAAUGCAAAUAGAAGUGUAUGUGCGUGCUGACUAAAUAGUUUCCUUUUCAUCCAGUAAGGAUCUAAAGAUGAGACUAACUACAGUAAAGGUUGCACAAAGCUAGCUAAACCAGUAACACGUCAGUGGAUAAAGCAGCGAUGAAUUUUGCUUGUCUACUGGAAUCCAAACUUGAAAACAGUCUGCCUUAUAUCUAAAAAGAAAAAUUUGUACUAUAGGAUUGCUGUUCAUCAAAAACUUGAUUUCUAGCAUAGUUCAGCUGUCCAUUCCAACACAAACCAGUCUGUACCUUCAGUUUUUCAUGACUUACCAGAACAGUCGGAGACUAUUUCAGUGAUCAAAUAGUGGAAUAUUAAAAUUUACAGUAUUUAAAACAUACUAUAGCUUUAAAAUUGAUAUUUUUAGUUCUUCUUACCUACCCGUUUCACCAUUGCUAUACAAUGCUUUGUCAUCUGUUUAAAAAGAUAACUAAAAUACAGAGCAGGCAGGUGUACUGAUUGCAUGGUUAUAGCGUCCAUGGACUUAAAAAGGAACUCUCUUAAUAUAUUACUAAACAGUUUACAUUGUCAUCAGCUUUGGCCCCUUGAUUCCAGGAAUAACAACUGUUACUCUGUAUAGAAUUGCAGGACUUCAAAUGAUGUAGGUAUGUUUUGGACCAUGUCCUUUGGUUGUGAUAGCUAAUGCAGAGACUCUCUUGAAAAAUGCUGGGAGUUCAUAACGAGCUAACGGUACAUCUGAUGGAAGCGAAGGAAGAUUACAAGACACCUGUCUGUUUUGUUUCUUUAGGGACAAAUAUAUGAAAUGUGAUGCUUUCAUAAUGUGUUAUCUGCUAGAAUUUUUUUCCAUGAAAAGUAGAAAAUCAAAAUGAAGUACUGCUGUGAGCAGUAGUUAAUUCUACUAUUUCUUUUUACAAAAGUAUAACGGUCUUUCUUGCUUAGUUCAGGUUUUCAUUCCAAUUAAUGCUCUCUUGUUCAACACAAAUUAUGGGAAAAAAAAGGUAUUUCACACAGUUGGUUUUCACACAUAAUACUUCUUUAAAAAACUUCAAAUUAUUUGUCUACUUCUAGCCUCAUUUAAUGAGAAAAUUACUUAACUCUUUGUUCUAGGAGUCUCUUACUGUUCUCUAGUCAUCUUAAAAAUCACUGUACUUUUACAGAGCUGUGAAAUGAAACUUCCACUUCUUAUGGACUUGAUUUUGACAGUGCAUGUUCUUUUAACACUUUCCAGGUAUCUAGAAAAUGUUAAGACGACAAACCACUCUGGUACAUUAUUGAUUCAAAAAGAUAAAUUUAUAAUGAAAUCACUCUGUACAUGUAACUAUUUUAUUUGGCAUUUUUGUAUUUAAAUGGCUGUAUUUAUUUUCAUGUCAUGACAAUUUAUAUAUAACGUGCCAUAAUUGUACAGAUAGCAUGUUUUAUGAGUAUGGUUUCUAAAUGGAGAAUAACUUAAUGUUUAUAUUCAAUAAAAUUAUAGACUGUGUAACACAAUAUCUUAAUUAAAACUACUUU
This is a messenger RNA of Struthio camelus australis, 4940 nucleotides long. The record is from RefSeq and is a predicted model, not a curated record. NCBI's taxonomy places the organism in Eukaryota, Metazoa, Chordata, Aves, Struthioniformes, Struthionidae.